CGUGUGCCGGGGCCACUGGGUCUUUCCCGGGUGCAUUUCGGAGCGACUGGGAGACGAGUCCGGUUCGCACUUCUCAGGCAGACGUGCCGAGUAGCCCAGCAGUGACCUCAGGCCCCGCAGCCGGAGCUCUAGUGAAAGCCCGGAGAGGAGCCGGCCGCUUCCUGGAUUAUCUCUAACGCCCCGUUUCCACACGUGUACCCCCACCCCCACCCCCCGUUCUCGGUGUGUUCAGGCCAGGUGUGAUUUUGCAGAUUGCGCGCAAAAGCUGUUGUUUGGGUCCGACUGACGCACUGAAGCAGCGCUUGCGCCUCUUACACUGGGACUCUCCCUUCCCACCCUGUGCUCCUAGGUCUGGUGCUGGCGCUGCGUGGUGCUCCGAGCCCCUGCCCACAUGGGGAGGCAGACGGCCCGCCUUGGAGAACCCAGAAGGGUGACAUCGGUGUCUUUGUGGCGUCCUCUGACCACAGCCUCUGACUGCAGAAGCCUGGAAAAAUUGACUUGUGUUCCUUCCCGAACGUUCUCGCAGGGGGCAGGGUGCCUGCCGGUGGGCAUGCCUCGCCUUGCCGAGGCGCCUGGGACGCCCGUGGACGCAGUGGCCUUGGAGCUGCAGGCGGUCACCAGGUCCCUCCUGGACAUGGGGUUCAGUCAUGCCCACAUUGGGGAGCUGCUCAGCAUCCAGCCAGGCCCCAGGCCUCAACAGCUGCAGAACAUCACGUCGGAGUUAAUACUCCUGGGCGUGGCUCCGGAGGCGGUCUGCAGCGCCCUGAAGACCCACCCUCAGCUACUGAAGCUGCCGGCCAGGCAGGUGAAGCAGCGUGCCAGUUACCUGCGGAAGCUCGGCCUGGGUGAAGGGAGGCUGAGGCGGGUGCUGCACUGCUCCCCUGAGGUGUUCACCCUGGCUCAGCGGGGCCUCGACGGCAUCAUCAGGGUCCUCCGGGAGAAGUGUCUUUUCACCACGCAGCAGGUGACGGAGAUUCUCUACAGGUGCCCCCACGUCCUCCGGGGUGACCCCGAGGAAUUGGAGUACAAGUUCCAGUAUGCCUACUUCAGGAUGGGGGUCAAGCACUCGGACAUGGUGCGCACCGAGCUCCUACAGUUCUCCAUCACCAAGAUGAAGCAGCGGCAUGUCUACCUGGAGCGCCUGGGCCGGUACCAGAGGCCCGACAAGAAGGGCCAGACGCAGAUCCACAACCCUCGACUCAGGGACAUCUUCCAAGCCUCUGAAGCCGAGUUUCUGGCCAGGACAGCCUGCUCAUCUGCCCAAGAGUUCGAGGUUUUUAAGCAGCUGUUAGCUCGGGAGGAGGAGGAGAGGGAGUCUGAGUGCAAGACGGCUGACGACGAUGAGGAUGUUGGGAUCAGUGAUGGGGACAGUGAUGACGAAGGCAGUGGCCCUGAGUGCCACGUUUGACGAUGAUGACCUUCCGCCCUCAACUGUCUUUUGGGUGGAACGGUGAGGACUUGUUCCCCAGGAAGUAGAUGCGUCCACCGGAGGAGGAGGAAGAGGCUCUUCUGUGGGGUCUGCAGGGACCACCCUGGUUGGUUCUGGGCCAGCGGCUGGCUGCGGGGGAUGCUCAGGUGGCCCCGUGGGCCAGACCCCACCCUUGUUUGCAGACUGAGGCAUGUUGGAGUGGGUGCGGUGCGCCCUUCUGACUCGAAGAUGAGGCCGGUGGGCCUCGAGAGGUGUCCGUCACUGUCAGCACACCCGUCACACGUUUCGUUGGAGAACAAGCAGCAGGUUCCCACCAGAACUCACACGCUUCAUUCAACACCAACAUCAACACCUCACUGGGGUGAUGUCGUGUAGAGGGGCAGGUCAUCAUCUAGGCCUGCCCAGGGUCUGCACCCCAGGACACCCAGAGAAGCCCGUGGUGAGGACUGAGUCUUGGAUGAUUCUCGAUCCUAGGGCUGGGGGUGCGGCACAGAGACUGCCGGUUGGUGCUGGGCUGUCGCAUCCCGUCUCUGGAGCCCGGUCCCCGUCCGUCUCUCCUCCAGGGGUUUGGUGAUGGCGAGGCUGGAGGGUGGGCACCCAGGGGCGCCACCCACCAGUGCUGACCCGCUGAGUGGUUUGCAGUCCUGCACUGGAACUGCGUAGGACUAGGACGGGGCCUGGUCACCAGCCUUCUCCUUGGGCCUCCUUGCCGCUGGCCCGCCUGACUCGCUGUCAGCUCCUGCCUGCUCAUGUCACUGCAGAGAUGGGCAGUGGCGGUGGCCGGGCUGGGUGGGUCAGGACCAGGGUGGGCCUGCUGGGCGACACCUCUUUGGCCAACACCGCCCAGCCCAGCCUAUGGGGGCUCUUGUAGAAGUUUCUAAACUAGAAACUUCAGCCAGGUCGAGGUCCAGAGAGGCUGUGGAGCCUUACACGCCACUCCCUGUGGUACACGGGACACAGGCUGCCGGCUGAGCUCAGCCAGAAUGCUCUGCCCACGUGGCAUCGUCACAUCCAGCCUGGGACCCGACAGCAAAAGGCCCUCUGUCAUCUGGGAAUGUCUACGUCACAGUAGAGACGGUUCAGAGUGACAAGCUGCACGGCAUGCACACAUAGGCGCGUGCACACACAUGCACACAUGCACAGGCACACACAAAUUUAAUACAAACCAAAAGCCUAAAAUAAACUCUAGUUCUUCACAAAA
Messenger RNA from Echinops telfairi (small Madagascar hedgehog), 2630 nucleotides. It is a transcript of the gene MTERF4, whose product is annotated as mitochondrial transcription termination factor 4. The coding region runs from base 392 to 1408 and encodes 338 amino acids. Lineage: Eukaryota; Metazoa; Chordata; Mammalia; Afrosoricida; Tenrecidae. The record is from RefSeq and is a predicted model, not a curated record. Gene Ontology annotation, molecular function: double-stranded DNA binding. Gene Ontology annotation, biological process: mitochondrial ribosome assembly; regulation of DNA-templated transcription. Gene Ontology annotation, cellular component: mitochondrion. The transcript has 3 exons.